GAGAAUCGCACCAUGGCGACCUCCCAACCCCCCGUCCGGUUCACUUCGCACAAGAAUUUCGUCUGGCGACUGGUGUUUUCCGUCUUGACCGGCCGCACCAUCCAGAUUUCCCAGAUUCGCCCGUCGUCCACCAAUCCCGGUCUGGCCCCGCAUGAGAUUUCCUUCCUCCGUCUGAUCGAGAGCGUGACCAAUGGCUCGCAGAUGGAGAUCUCGUAUACCGGUACGAUUCUUGUCUUCAAACCCGGUCUGAUCACGGGCAGCGCGCCCGGAAAUGGCGCCAGCGGCGGCGUCAUCCACCACCAGCUCCCGCCGAACUGCUCGCGCGGCGUCAGCUACUUCCUCGUCCCGCUCUGUCUCCUCGCUCCGUUCUCCAAGGCGCCCAUCCGAGUCCUCUUCAGCGGUCCGGGCGUCAUCACCUCGUCCACCCCGACGGGCGACAUGUCCGUCGACAGCGUGCGGACCGCCAUCCUCCCGCUCUACAACCAAUUCGGCAUCUUCAACAACAUUGAGCUCCGCGUGCUACGGCGGUCUAACCCCGGCCCGAACGGCAAGGGCGGUGGUGGCGAGGUGCAGCUGGUCUUUGGGCACCAGGUCCGUCUCGCGAAGACACUACACAUGUUGAAUGCCGGUCGGAUUAAGCGCAUCCGCGGUGUGGCCUACUCGGUCGGCACGUCGGGAUCAAACAAUGCCCGGAUGAUCGAAACCGCCCGUGGCAUCCUUAACCCGCUGUCGCCGGAUACCUACGUCUUUUCAGACAUGUCGUCCGCGCCGCUCGUCGACGCCCCCGACAAGACCAGCGCUGCAGCCAAGAAGAAGAUUGGUCUGGGAUUCGGGCUAUCGCUGGUCGCCGAGUCAUCGACCGGCUGUCUGUACUCGGCGGACGUCGCGUGCCCGCCGUCGGGCGGUCAGCCGCCCGAGGAUAUCGGCAAGCAGUGUGCGUACCAGCUGCUGGAGACCAUCUCCAAGGGCGGGUGUGUGGCGCCCGCCGCCGCGCCGACGAUGCUGGGACUCAUGACGAUGGGGACGGAAGAUGUCGGUCGCCUGCAGCUGGGGCGAGAGGUGGUGGGCGACGAGAGCGUCAUCCAGUUGGCGCGCGACCUGACCAAGUUCGGGUGUCCCGGCUGGGGUCUUCGCGAUGCCAGCGACGACAACACUACGAGCGACGUCAUCGUCAGUGUGGUCGGGCGCGGUAUUGGCAACGUUGGGCGUAAGGUGGCUUAGUUUGAUACUGGGCGAAGGAUGGAUGGAUGGAAGGAAACCGAUCUACAACUCUCCGGCCCGCGACAGCUCAGCUCAGCCAUCAGGAACCAUUUCUCAUGGGUUGUUUCAGGAGAUUUGAAGGAGGGUCACAGAAUUGUUUCAGGUUGUUGAAACACCCACACCACCGUGCACGUGGCAGAGAUCCUUGGGAGAAGACCAUGAAGGCAUGGGUCGCGCUGGACGAGUACGACACCACGUCAGUUCUUUUUAUGGGUUGGAGAUGGAGAGAUUCCCAGCGUGGAUGCCCGAUGCAUUUGGGACCACAUUGACCGCCAACUGGUGGUCGUGAUUGGGUCCCACACGUGGCUGCCAAGCGCCAACUUGCAUACUCCUCAUUCUCAUUAUGAUUCUGUUGAUUUCCAUCCUUGCGUGGAUCCUGGAAAGGAAUGAGGGGAAUGAGAAGGGGAUUCCCAGUUUCUCUUGGAGUUGAAGCCAUAUAAAUCAGCUUGAUUGGGAAAUGCUGAAUAAAUGAUACCCACCUUGUCUAUAUGUAUCUUAGGAUUAUUGGCGUUAAAUUCACUUGUUUCAAAUUAUCAUCCUUAUAAUUAUUAUCAAAACAUAGACUGACUCAGUCCUGUUCACCGCUAGGAUCGCC
Molecule: messenger RNA, 1855 nt
Organism: Aspergillus candidus
Lineage: Eukaryota; Fungi; Ascomycota; Eurotiomycetes; Eurotiales; Aspergillaceae
Product: RNA 3'-terminal phosphate cyclase-like protein
Exons: 1
Coding region: 13-1221 (402 amino acids)
Biological process (GO): endonucleolytic cleavage of tricistronic rRNA transcript (SSU-rRNA, 5.8S rRNA, LSU-rRNA); ribosome biogenesis
Cellular component (GO): nucleolus
Molecular function (GO): RNA endonuclease activity
Source: RefSeq, a predicted model, not a curated record